Molecule: messenger RNA, 1821 nt
Organism: Aspergillus pseudonomiae
Lineage: Eukaryota; Fungi; Ascomycota; Eurotiomycetes; Eurotiales; Aspergillaceae
Exons: 4
Coding region: 1-1821 (606 amino acids)
Molecular function (GO): GTP binding; GTPase activity
Source: RefSeq, a predicted model, not a curated record
AUGAGUUUCCCCGAAGCUAUUGUUGACUGGGUUAUGUGGCCCUUCAGAACCCUGGAAUUCAGAGUAAAUUUGGUCGGUGACUAUGACUGUGGCAAGACUACUCUACUUUAUCAGAUGAAGCUGGGGGAAUUAGUCACUACCAUUCCGACAAUCGGCUUCAAUGUUGAGACCGUCGAAUACCCGAACAAGUAUAACUGGACAAUCUGGGAUAUGUCCAUAUCUAGAAGGUCGCGCGAGCAAUUGACCCACAGCUACUUUCGGGAGACUGACAUUGUUCUAUUUAUCCACAACUGCGAUCCGCAGCAGCCCGAACCCAUCUAUGAUUUUCAAUACUUUGUCGACUUUGUGCAACAGCAUGAUUGUAGACAUCUAUGGAUUCUCCUCAACAAACAAGACACGCUUCCCCCAGAAAGCGCUGCAGAAAUUGUCGAUGGCCUGCGAAAGAAGUAUCAGAAGGAAAUGGCCAAGUGGGGGGAUCAACUCUCAUGGAGGAUUUUAGAUCACAGGCUUAGUGCCAAAACGGGAGAAGGGGUGCUGGAAAUCCUCCGCCAACUUCAUUCAUCUGCAAACCUUCUUUUGCGGACUCGACCAAAACCCCAGCCUCAACCGAGUGCUGAUUCCAAGAGGGAGCCUGAGAUAGUGUUUACUCUAGACGAGCCAGAGGACACAGUAUCCAGUCCGAGUCAGAGCGAGCCUAUUGACAAACGAGCAUCACACGAUCCUGUUAAUCCCCAGGCCUUUUGGGACUCAUUCGUUACUGGAGAUAUACCAGUGUGGGAUCAUCAUGCCCACCUGAAGGUCACCUACAUUGUAGUUUUGGAAUAUGUGAAACGAAGACAAAGUACGUUUGCUAUGGCUGAUGUCAUAAUCGCCCACCUAAGGCGAUUACAAAACAGUCUGCCAGAGAAGUUCAGAAAUAGGGUACAUCGUACGAUAACUAUUUUCUGGAUUUUACAGUUACAGAUCGCCAUCAGAAAUUACAGGAUCGCCAACAGACUUGGUGGAGACCCGUUAUGGAUCGACUUUUACAAGGUUUUGUUCCAUACACCAUCUGUGAUGGACCCCCGUCUCUGGACUUCGUAUUAUAGCACAAAAUAUCUUUUUCAUCCACGGGCAUGGGAUUCAUGGACCCCUCCUGAUCGUCAGCCAUUGCCAGUCGUGACAUCCCUUCUUGACAAGCCUGCUAGUUUCUCGACAAAACAAGGAGAUCCAGCUAGACUGAUACGAUUCGCGUUUGUGUUCACCAGUCAGUGUGAACAGAUCUCGGAAUCGUACGACGAAGAUGCCAUGAAACAGGCACUUGUCACACUCCAAUCAACGACUAUCCGUCUACGGGCUAUACACACGGUGACACCACCAUAUUCCGAAACGCAAGCCCGGUUCUGGCUGCACAUGGUCCGCGCAUGUCUACAGUCAUUGGAGAUCCCCCAGGGAGACAGUAGAGAAAUUAAACCGUCACAAUUGACCUUUGACGGUUUCGUGGCCCUUUUCGGUCUUACACCAACGUCAUGGAAGAGAUACUAUACCCAAAAAACAUGGGAUGGUCUCGCUGCUCGAGUUCAGUAUGUUGCCCCAGACAGACGCACGUUGCCAAAUGUUAUCAACAUAUCGGCCCAUAAUAGUGAGGUAAAGGCGAUAAUGAGAGGGAUAGAAAAGGAGGCACUACAUUCGGACUCAGAAUCAUUGGAGGAUGUAUUGUUGGCUACAUACACGGAAAGUGCAGAAUCGUCUGGGACAAAAGAGCAGAGAGUCGACAUUGAGGCUUUUCUUUCAUGUUGCGAUGAUGGUCUAAACCAUGAAAAGGGUAGCUUUGAUGAUUAG